AUGACCUUCUACUGUCCACUUGCAGUCUGCAUUUAGUGUUAGGUUUGACAUUCGAAAAUUGGUCAUAUUAUAUAUUUUCUAGGAAUUGCAUUUCAGCUAGCGGUUUUAGAUAGAAAAAUACAGUCGUGUUGGAAUAAUUAGCAAAGCUGCUGCUGCCUUCCGUUGAACCUCGUUUACAGACUUUUAGAGAAGUCGUCAAGCCUGCUUGCUAUAUUUCAGUCAUAAUGUUAGCAAGACGAUCGAGGUAUUUGACAAGACAAGUGCUCAAUUCAUGUUUGCUUGUUAGAAGUAUCACAAAUGCAAGUCAUGGAUACAUCGGUACCGCUAAUGUUUCUGUCGACAAGAAAACAUCAUUGGCCGACGAAGCGGUUUCUGUCAGCAUUUCAGGUCUUGAAGCUUUUCAGAAAAUAACGUUGCACGCAUUUUCACGUCUACAGAGCGGGUCAAUAUUUGAAAGCUUUUCGCAUUAUAUUGCUGAUGAAUCAGGAUGUAUCAUUCUGAACCAACAUCCUUCGCACGGUGGAAAUUUCGAAGGAAUAGAUGGAAUGGGUCCUAUAAGUCAUUUAGUAUCUUCCCCGUUAAAUAAGCGUAAAUAUGAACGCUUCAUGAUAAAAGAACCAAAGACACCAUUUACUGUCGAUUUUCGUACAUAUGAUAACUUUUGUCAUUCGCUCGAAUCAAUCGCCGAUCAAGGUUUGGUAAAGAACCCACCGAAUUUGUCUAUUGAAAGAACAUAUAUGUCCCCAAACGUGCAGGAAAUCAGUAUUUGGGAAGGAAGAGUGAGGGCCACUCUUUAUCUCCCUGAAGGAAAUGGGCCUUUUCCAGGUGUGAUAAGCAUGAGCGGAGGAUUUCCAGGUGCCAUGAAAUUCAAGGCCGCUCUACUGGCUUCUCGAGGAUUUGCAGCAUUAGCUUUGAAAUACUUUGGUGAAGAUGAUUUACCCAAGGAAAACAUGGAUGUAGAUAUAGGCUACAUUGAGGAAGCUUGCACUCUCUUACAAUCUCAUCCUAAAGUUGACGGAAGGAAUGGUGUUGGUAUAAUUGCCAAUUGCUUUGGUGGUCUUAUCGGCUUAGCAACUGCGAGUGUUGUCCCUGAAAAUCUUGUCAGAUGCGUCACCACAAUCAACGGCUGGCCAUUCAUCUUUGGAAAAUUCCGAUAUGGCGAUGAAAAGUGGUCAACAUCUAAAAACCUCAAGAAAACCGUAAAUGUAGAUAAAGACGGAUUAAUACACUGGUAUUACGAAUACAAACCUGCAGCAAAUGAAGAAACGAUUGAUGUUCAUGAUAGUGACAUAUUUCAUUUUUACAGACGCCGUAACACAUCGUAUAUGUUUGUAAUUGCGGAAGAUGACACAUACGUGCCAGCUGAAAUAGCUCUGAAACCUUUGAGGCGGAAGUUGGAACUAUCGGGUCAUCCGGACUGCGAGAUUUUAUUUUAUCCAAAAGCAGGACAUUUAAUCGAGCAUUCGUAUAAUCCCCACACUGAUGUAGCAUGGACUUUAGGCGAACCUCAUAAAGUUGGUGGUGUGCAACCAUAUCACGCUAAAGCACAACAAGAUUCAUGGCCAAAGAUACUGGACUUUACAUACGAAAGACUGGUUGGUAGACCGCGUCCCAUCUAUUAAUUCUGGAAAGAAAAUUUUUGAUUUGUGUUAUCGUGUAAACUUUAUGCCCCGUAAAUUUCGUUAUGCUGUAAUCAUUCAAUUAACAGCUUUCCGCUUGUCAUGAGGUCGCGAUACAACUUAUUUUUAAUUCCAAAAACUAUAACAUGUUAUCAUGCUCACCGUGAAAAAAUAAAUAGAAAUUAUAUUUAUUUUAUCGCUACCUCAAAUAAAGCUUUGUAUGGUCUCAA
Styela clava is the source of this 1849-nucleotide messenger RNA. Its product is annotated as bile acid-CoA:amino acid N-acyltransferase-like. Gene Ontology annotation, molecular function: fatty acyl-CoA hydrolase activity. Gene Ontology annotation, biological process: fatty acid metabolic process; acyl-CoA metabolic process. NCBI's taxonomy places the organism in Eukaryota, Metazoa, Chordata, Ascidiacea, Stolidobranchia, Styelidae. The record is from RefSeq and is a predicted model, not a curated record.